Molecule: messenger RNA, 2882 nt
Organism: Cynoglossus semilaevis (tongue sole)
Lineage: Eukaryota; Metazoa; Chordata; Actinopteri; Pleuronectiformes; Cynoglossidae
Product: cleft lip and palate transmembrane protein 1-like protein
Exons: 15
Coding region: 769-2484 (571 amino acids)
Cellular component (GO): membrane; endomembrane system
Source: RefSeq, a predicted model, not a curated record
UCAUUUGAAUUGCAAUACCUCUAAAUUAAACCAAAUAACAAUAAAUAAAUAAAUAAAACUGUGAAGUCCUUAUGGUUAUAUUUGAGAUAAAGUUUAAACUUGUAACAUCCAGAUGUCAAAGCAAAACUACUCAUAACCGCUUACUGUACGUAAGAUGACACGUAACUUUUUGUCGUUUAUUUUUAAACGAAAAUCAAAUAAAACAUUCCCUGUCGUUUUUAUACACCAUUAGCUAGAUAGCGUACAGAUUGUUUACUGUUAUCACGUUACCAUUUUUGCAAGUUAUUAGUUCACAACGUAUUACACAAUAUUAUUAUAAUGAGAUCUUCAUAUAUAGCGAAAGUACUCGUGCAUUUUAAUGACAAAUGAAGUGAACUGAGAUUUUUAGAAUAAAUUGAGAUUUUAACAUCAGCUUACCAAGCAUCACUCGAUUUACUGUAAUUUGAACGUGUGGUGUUUGAGUGAUUAUGUAUGUUCUUUAUAUCAUCAAACGAUGUGAUGGAUUUUGUUUUUUUACAAACGAUGCACAAAUAUUCAGGUUAUUAGAUAAAAUAAAUCCAAAAGCUUUUGUUUUAGGCUAAUACACCAGCGGUACUUGCGAUAUCGCGAGAUUAGACUCAAACAGUCUCAGCAUCAGCACCAGCGACUGAACACAGCGCAUGUCAGGGAGGAUGCUCGAGGAGGAAGCAAUUGUUUGACACUGAAUUAUAGGCUGCAUCCAACACUAACCGAUUUAGAUCUCCAUUAGGAUACAUAUACAUUAAUAUCAUGUUUCCCUCGUGUUACGCCAAAAGCUGUACGGACAACAGCGGUGGUGGUAAGAAGAGCUCGCUAACUAAGCUGCUGUUCGGCGUGUUUGUGGUCUACAUGCUGCACACUGGCUGGCUGCUGUAUGGAUUUAUCUAUACUAAAACCUGUGAUAAAACCAGAGGAGAGAGCUGCAUCAACUCUUACCUUUCUGUGAGACCCAGACUGCAGCUGAGUGUCUACACUUGCCUGAUGCCAGACAACAGUCCAUUAAACCUCGCUCUGAAAAUAGACUCAUUUGACCCACAUUCUGCAUUUGAAAGGACGGUGAAUGUCGAUCUGCCGGCGGAGACUCGAGACAAUGGCACUCUGUUUGCAGUGGUUUACGUCCAUAAAGCUGGUGUUUCACCUCUGGAGGACAGGAGAGAAGUUCACUACACCACUCAGCUCACCGCCUACGUCAAACCAACGUCCUCAGAAGGACACAGAGAUGUACAGAAGAGGUCAAAUCCCAGGUCAGAUGAUCCUGUGUCCCACUGGAGACCUCACCUGUCAGUUACUCUGAUGUCAGAGGGCUUUACCUUCAACAAGGCGGGACUUCCUAGUGAUGUGCGUCGAUACAUGAGAGUAUCUCAGGAAGGCCAUCAGAUGAUCUACCUUCCUCUGCUCCUGGUCAAUGAUUUCAGUCUCAGAGUCAAAGACCUCAUGGAGAUCAGCAGCAGCACCGCCCACCUUCCUCUGACUGUGUCCUACGAAGGCAUAUCUCUGAGAACAUUCAGGUUUUGGGUCCAUCUGCAGGAUGUGGUUUAUUCUCUACGGCAGUUUGGCUUUACUGAAGAAAACAUUGAUGAAAUUAAAGAAACUCUGGUUGGAUCAAAUCUCUACCUGUUAGUGCUGACUGCUGUCAUCACAGCUCUGCAACUCAUCUGUGAAUUCCUGGCUCUUAAAAAUGACAUCAGCUCAUGGAGAGAAAAGAGUAACAUGGCAGGAAUAUCCAGGAAAUCAGUUCUCUGGCGUAGCCUCAGCACCUUGCUGAUUUUCCUCCAUCUGCUGGAGGAGACCAGUCUGUUGGUGCUGCUUCCUGUAGGACUGGGGGCAUUUGUGGAGGUUUGGAAGGUGUGUAAGGUGUUCAAGAUUCAGUUGCAGUUGAAAAGUUCCAAGUUUCCUGUAAAGAGACUGGAUGAGGAGGAGAGGAAGACAGUGGAGUAUGAUGCACAGGUAUCUCUUUGGUUCUCUUUUGCCUUUGACAACUUACAGUUUUUUUUUCUUUUCUCCUCAACUUUUCCUGACUUUCUCUGGUUUGGUCUCCAGGCCUCCAGAUAUUUGUCCUACCUGGUUUAUCCUUUGUGCAUCAGUGGGGCUAUCUUCUCCCUGGGCUAUUUACGUCAAAAGAGUUAUUUUUCCUGGUUGAUCAACAGCCUGGUAACAGGUGUUUAUGCCUUUGGCUUUCUGUCUAUGUUCCCUCAACUCUUCAUUAACCACAAGUUGAAGACUGUAAGCCACCUGCAGGGGGCAGUGUUGAUGUACAGGGUGGGUGCAAUCAUUUUUUCUCUCUCUUUCAUAAUUGUCCACGCUCUUUCUUUCAUGGUGUUUUUUUUCAUAGUCUUUUCUGUAUUCUUUUCUCUCUUUCCUCCACCAGGGGGUGAACACACUGAUCUCAGAUCUGUGCUUCUGUGGCUCCCUUUUCUCCCCUGGAUCCUUCUCCUCCUCUCAUCAACUUUCCUGCUUCAGGGAUGAGCUCCUCUUCAUCAUUUACCUUUACCAGAGAAGGUGUUUCGCCCAUAACUCCAACAGACGAGACUCUGUGACUCACAGCAAGAAACUGAAGACUCAAUGAGGAGAAAACACGUCUGUUCAUUUUCAGAUAUGACCACGAUGCGACCCACGUCUGAAAAACAGACGGAGAGGAGACGCGGCCACAGUCCAACUUAAAGUGACUGACGCUGUUACAGGCUGUCGGCUGCUGCUGCUUUUUUGCUUGACAUUGAUGAUUCUACUUUAACUGAGGCAACAAGUGAAGAUCACUGACGAGAUGAACAUAAGGUGUUUGUCUGCAGGUUUUCUCUGUAAUGCACUUAUUAUUGCCCGUUAUGCACAACUAUGAUUGUCUUCUGUACACUGUAAGAAAAAAAGAA